AUGUCAAUAGAGACAGUGUGUGUGAAGACAGAGCCAAGAGAGGUGUGUGUGAAGAUGAAGCCCGGAGAGGUGUGUGUGAAGACGGAGCCCGGAGAGGUGUGUGUGAAGGAGGAGCUGGAGUGCGAGGACAGUGCUUGUCAAGGAGUGAGCGCGGCGGCUGCACAGGCUGGACUGUAUACCGACCAUGAGGUUAAGGACGAGCUUGUGCUGGGCCCCGAGGAGUGGCACCGACCUAAAGUGCUCCCACUAAGAGUGGAGGUGCGGGCAGUCAAGUCGGAGGUGUCGGACGCGGCGAGUGACGAGGACUGCGUGUCGGUGUGUUUGGAGGGCAGCGCCGCGCCCACCAGGGAACAGCUCGCGAUGGCUUGUUCCGUGGUGCUCGAGCGCCUGCGCGGCAUCGCGACUGUUCACAGUGGAGGCAAACCAUACCACUGCGAAUACUGUGGCAAGCGUUUCAGAAACAAGUGUACUUUAAGGAAACACAUAAAACACACGCACUCGUCAAUCGGACCAAAACCAUUUGCUUGUGAAUUUUGUAAUUCUACAUUUCAAACCGAAUUGCUUGUGAUAGAACACGAGAAAAGCGAACAUGGUGCUUCAAAUUUCAUGUGUGCUGAAUGUGAGUAUAUCACAAGUUCCAAGAAAAGUUUGGUGACUCAUUUAAGGAGCCAUUCUUUAGAGAACAAUUUCAAUUGUAGUCACUGUAGUUACACAAGUUCGUGUAAAACUGAUUUACACAAACACCAAACAAUACAUUUUGCUGGGAAUCUUUUAAAGUCUAGCGACGAUUAUAAAUGUAGUUGGAAUUCACAGUUACAACGACACCUCAUGAUACAUACUGGGGCAAAGCCAUUUCAGUGUAAGCACUGUGAUUACAAAUUCAGUCAGAAGUCACACUUACAACGACACCUGAUGAUACAUACUGGGGCGAAGACAUUUCAGUGUAGCCACUGUGAUUUCAAAUGCAGUUGGAAGUCACUCUUACAACGACACCUGAUGAUACAUACUGGGGCGAAGCCAUUUCAGUGUAACCACUGUGAUUACAAAUGCAGUCAGAAGUCAGACUUACAAAUACACCUGAGGAUACAUACUGGGGCGAAGCCAUUUCAGUGUAGCCACUGUGAUUACAAAUGCAGUCAGAAGUCACACUUACAAAUACACCUGAGGGUUCAUACUGGGGCGAAGCCAUUUCAGUGUAGCCACUGUGAUUACAAAUGCAGUCAGAAGUCACACUUACAACAACACCUGAUGAUACAUACUGGGGCGAAGCCAUUUCAGUGUAGGCACUGUGAUUACAAAUGCAGUCGGAAGUCAUACUUACAAAUACACCUGAGGAUACAUACUGGGGCGAAGCCAUUUCAGUGUAGCCACUGUGAUUACAAAUGCAGGCAGAAGUCAGACUUACAAAAACACCUGAAGAUACAUACUGGGGCGAAGCCAUUUCAGUGUAGCCACUGUGAUUACAAAUGCAGUCAGAAGUCACACUUACAACAACACCUGAUGAUACAUACUGGGGCGAAGCCAUUUCAGUGUAGGCACUGUGAUUACAAAUGCAGUCGGAAGUCAUACUUACAAAUACACCUGAGGAUACAUACUGGGGCGAAGCCAUUUCAGUGUAGCCACUGUGAUUACAAAUGCAGGCAGAAGUCAGACUUACAAAAACACCUGAGGAUACAUACUGGGGCGAAGCCAUUUCAAUGUAGCCACUGUGAUUACAAAUGCAGUCAGAAGUCACACUUACAAAUACACCUGAGGAUUCAUACUGGGGCGAAGCCAUUUCAGUGUAGCCACUGUGAUUACAAAUGCAGUCAGAAGUCAGAAUUACAAAGACACCUGAUGAUACAUACUGGGGCGAAGCCAUUUCAGUGUAGCCACUGUGAUUACAAAUGCAGUCAGAAGUCAACCUUACAAACACACCAAAGGAUACACACUGGAGAAAGGCCUUACAAAUGUAGUCAUUGUGAUUACAAGUGCAGUAAUAGUUCAAACUUACGAAGUCAUGAAAGGACACAUACUGGCAAGAAGCCAGACUUACAAAAACACACUGGUACCCACUGGGGCGAAGCCAUUUAAAUGUAACGCGACUUCAGCUGCUGGCAGAAAGGAAAGUGAUUAACACACCAGAGGAUACACACUGGAGAGGAGCCGUACACAUGUAGUCACUGCAACUACAAGUGCAAAAACAUCUGAUGAUACACACUGACGAAUAGCCUUUUAUUUGUACCCACUGCAACUACAGGAGUGGACAUAAAUACACUUUUCUCCAAUAUGCUCGGAAAUGUUCACCUUACUGUAGCAAAAAUAGUACGGGAAGUUCUUCGUUAAUGUCAAACUCUAACUAAAAAACAUCAAACUAUCGCUGUCCUGUUCUAGCGGACGGGAAGUAAAAAAACACUACAGUAAUAACUUAUUACUGUAGUGUUUUUUACUUUUUAAUAAU
Messenger RNA from Cydia fagiglandana, 2440 nucleotides. RefSeq names its product zinc finger protein 260-like. The coding region runs from base 1 to 2073 and encodes 690 amino acids. Gene Ontology annotation, cellular component: nucleus. The transcript has 3 exons. Gene Ontology annotation, biological process: regulation of gene expression. The record is from RefSeq and is a predicted model, not a curated record. Lineage: Eukaryota; Metazoa; Arthropoda; Insecta; Lepidoptera; Tortricidae.